This is a messenger RNA of Notothenia coriiceps (black rockcod), 7535 nucleotides long. Its product is annotated as leucine-rich repeat-containing protein 16A. Gene Ontology annotation, molecular function: protein binding. The coding region runs from base 437 to 4438 and encodes 1333 amino acids. The transcript is spliced from 36 exons. Gene Ontology annotation, cellular component: plasma membrane; lamellipodium. Gene Ontology annotation, biological process: cell migration; regulation of Arp2/3 complex-mediated actin nucleation. The record is from RefSeq and is a predicted model, not a curated record. Lineage: Eukaryota; Metazoa; Chordata; Actinopteri; Perciformes; Nototheniidae.
GCUCCCUGGCUGUCGCAUCACCUCGUGGGGAGGGGCCCCGGUUCCCACUAUUGACUGCUCGGCUGUUGUAUUACCGACCGCUUUACGUUAGGGCCACGGCCACAGAGGAUGUGCGCGGACGCUGCUCUUUUCAUCUGUCCGAAGCGCACAAUGUGCCUCGUUUCAACAUGAUUUUAAAGGGACCUUAGCGGACUGACUCUUUCUCCAACAUACAACCCGUGAACCCUGUUUAAACCGAGAGGACAUGCGCCGGGAUAAACGCGAUUACAUUGUCCGGACACCGCGAGACGAGAGGAGCAUGUAACCGGGAGAACUGCACCGGCGGCGGCAGCACCUGACACUUCUGUCUCUCGCUCCUUGUUUCCUCAGAAUUGGAGUAUUCUCCAUGUGUUGACUGAACGCUCUUCGUUGUUUUGGGAUUAUUAUCUUCAUCAAAAUGAGCGAGGAAGUGUCGGAGGUCCCCAAAGAGCUUCUGGAGAGUGUGAGGGAUGCAGUGGGGAGGAAGGUGAAGCUGUCACUGAGGAGGAGAGUCAAACUGGAGAUCAAAGGAGACAAGACGGAGAACAGAGUCUUGGCCCUUGCAUCCCACCGAGCUUACCUCUUGACAGCACGCAUUCCAGCAAAGGUGGAACACUGCUUUAAUUACCUGGAGAUCCAGGGUAUUGCUUGUAACAAGCCUACACAGCUUUUCAUAGAGUACGAGCGUGGCUCCUUCUCUCUGAAGCUGCUGUCUACAGAGGAGGUCAAUGAGGUGGUCGCUCACAUAGGAAACUGUCUGCUCAGGAUAUGUCCCGGCCUUCCACCUGGUAAAGUUAUGAAGAAGCUCACCAUGGAGCCUCCGGACAGGCUGACCUCUCUGCAGACUCUGUGGGAGAACAACAAGCCGGCCGAGCCCGGACCCUGUGGUGGGUUUUCUCAGAUGUACAGAUGUGUGUGUGACUGGUUGGGGCUGCCGUACAAAGAAGAAGUACAGUGGGAUGUGGACACCAUCUAUUUGACACAAGACACCAGAGAACUUAACCUGCAGGACUUCAGCCAUCUGGAGAACCGGGAUCUGGUCGCUAUAAUAGCAGUCCUGGAGUUUAACCAGUGGUUUACUAAGCUCUCCACCAAGGAUUACAAACUGUCUGCAGAUGUGUGUGAGCAGAUUCUUCGGGUAGUGACUCGUUCCAGUCGGCUGGAAGAGUUGGUUCUGGACAAUGCAGGACUCAAAACUGAUUUUGCCCAGAAGCUAGCAGCUGCUCUGGCCCACAACCCCAGCUCAGGACUCACCACCAUUAAUCUUGCCAACAACCCACUGGAGGACAGAGGUAUCUCCUCCCUGGGUGCUCAGUUUGCCAAACUUGGUAUGGGGCUCAAGCAUUUAAACUUCUCCAAAACCUCACUAUCACCCAAAGGUUUUGGUUCUCAUCCGAAGAAAGGCAAAGAGGUUCCACCAUCAUUUAAGCAUUUCUUCAGCAGCGCUGUGUGUCUGAACUCCAUCAACGUGUCAGGAACCAAGCUGCCGCCAGAGGCCCUCAAAGCUCUCCUACUUGGCCUGGCCAGUAAUCUGAACCUAAAGGAAGUGACUCUAGACCUCAGCUGCUGUGAGUUGCGGUCGGGAGGUUCUCAGAUCCUUGAAGGUUGUAUUGCAGAGAUCCCAAACAUCUCUAGUCUAGACAUCUCUGACAAUGGCCUGGACUCGGACUUGGCCACUCUGCUGGUGUGGCUGGCUAAAAACAGAUCAAUCAGACACCUGUCUCUAGGGAAGAACUUUACCAGCAUCAAGUCCAAAAACCUUGGUCCAGUGCUGGACAGCCUGGUCCACAUGAUUCAGGAAGAGGAGUCGCCCCUCACCUCUCUGUCUCUAGCGGACUCGAGGCUGAAGAGUGAUCUGACCAUCAUUCUGAACGCCCUUGGAAGCAACUCCUCUCUCACCAGGUUAGACAUCGGCGGGAAUGCCAUGGGGGACAUGGGAGCCAAGAUGUUGGCCAAGGCGCUACAGAUCAACUCCAAACUCAGGACUGUGAUCUGGGACAGGAACAACACCAGUCCUCAGGGGCUCCAGGAUGUAGCAGCUGCUCUGGAGAAGAACUUCACAAUUCGUUUCAUGCCCAUCCCCAUCAUCGAUGCCUCGCAGGCUCUGAAGGCCAGCCCUGAAAAAACUGAGGAUGCCUUGCUAAAGAUUGAGAGUUAUCUGUACAGGAACCAUGAAACCAGAAAGUACCUGCAGGAACAGGCCUAUCGGCUGCAGCAGGGCAUCGUGACCACCACCACACAACAGAUGAUUGACAGAAUCUGUGUGAAGGUGCAGGACCAUCUGAACUCUCUGAGAAACUCUGAGACAGACGUCAUAUUGGAGGACGUUAGGACAGCCGAGAACCUUAUCAAAGAUGCCAGGAACUCUAAAACGCUGCUCCCUAACCUGUACCACCUAGGAUCAGCUGCUAGAGAGGAGGUGAACAGCUCCUCAGCCGGACCCAUCCAGGAGAAACUGGAGUCUAUGGCUGGGGAGGUGACCAGUGUCAUGGACCAACAGCUGCAGACUCUGUUGGAGUCUAUGGUGGAUGCAGCAGAGUCUCUGUGUCCCCAUGUGAUGAAGAGGAGUACUCUUCGUCCAGAGCUAAUGCAGGCCAGCUCAGCCAAGAUGGUCGUACCCAAAAGCUUUGUCACCAAAACCCUCCUGGAGCAGUCUGGGGUGGAUAUCAUCAACAAGAUCAGUGAGGUGAAGCUGAGUCUAGCAUCCUUCCUGUCUGAUCGCAUUGUUGAUGAGAUUUUGGAAGCUCUUUCCACUUCCCAACUCACUCUGGCAGACCACCUGGUGCGGCGAGGUCGCCCUUUGAUGCAGCAGGGGUCCGUUGAUCUUGACGUCCCAGAGGAGAAGAUUCCUAAACGGGCAUCGACCGAGAUUCUGGAGGGCGAGAGGCUGGAGGAUCUGGAGACCUGCAUGAUGACUCCUAAAACCAAGAGGAAGAGCAUCCACAGCAGAAUGCUUCGGCCGGUGUCUCGUGCCUUUGAGAUGGAGUUUGACCUGGACAGAGCCCUGGAGGACGUCCCUGUCCUUGUGGAGGAGAGUUCUAAAACUCCAACAACUCCAUCUCAGAUGUUUCCCAAACUGGAGCACCGACCGCCAGGAGGGAUGGUGGAGCUGCCGUCUGAGGAGGAGAAAAAGCUGCAGCACUUCACCAAACUACGACCCCGCCGGAACAAGAAAAAGCAUUCCAGCAAAAUACCUCAAAUCAACAGCGCUCCAUCUCAGGAUGGGGAGCAGAAUGGCCUCAUGGGAAGGGUGGACGAGGGUGUCGACGAGUUCUUCUCUACAAAAGUCACCAGGAUGGAUUCCAAACGUUCCAAGGGUUCAGAAUCUCAAGAUGGAGAGAAGAAGAAGAAAGGUGGAUUCCUCAACCUUAUCAAACGUUCCACUAAAUCUGACAAAGCAGAUAAAUCUGAGAAAUCUGAGAAAUCUGAGAAAUCAGACAAGUCAGAGAAAAACCAGGCCACCCCUGCUGCCCCGGGGACAUCCUCAGCCUCGGCACCAGCCACUAUCCCUGAGGAGCCGUCCUCUCCGAAGGUGGCACUGAAGAGCCCUGCGCUUGAGCCAAGGUCCAGAGACGCCUCCAGCCGCUCGCAGCCCACAGAUUACAGCAGCAGCUCCGACCGCUCCGAGGAGCUGAGGACGCCCGACUCUAUGGACGAGCCCUGGGAGUGUUUAGACGGCAGGUGGAGUCCUCAGGGGGGCCGGAGGUACCCGGCGCUGCAGAUGAUGGGCAGUGGCCUCCUGGCAGAGAUGAAGGCCAAGCAGGAGAGGAGAGCCUACAAGUCUUCCAGCCCUGACAGGCCAGAAAGCAAUGCUACAGUAGCCAAGCCCCAGCCAACCAAUUCAGAAAGCAGGUCUUCCAGUGGCUCUAAUAAUAAACCUGAUUCCCCGACUGGUUCUCCAGAGAAGACCUCUCCCCGUGCAGAGAACAAGCCAGACCGGGCCCCUCGUCUCAGGGCUACGUCUUCCUCCAGUUCCCCUGGGGGGCCAUUCAGUCCCAAACCUCCGGUCCCCCAGGGAGCAAAGCCUGCUCUGGCUGCCCGGCCCACCAUCCCACAGAAGCCCAGGACCAGCAGCACCAGCAGGAGCAUAGAUGAUAUCUCAGAUCUUCCAAGCAGUGGGCCUGGGUCUCCUAAGGUCUCAGUUCUUCCUUCCACGCUGAAGAAUACAGUGUCAGAGAAAGAGAAAGAAGGCCAGACCGGUCUGCAGUCAGCAGGCUCUGCUAACAAAACCACUCAGGAUGUGAGGAAAGGCACGGUGUCAGACUCCCUUCAGCGACCUGGCCGUCUCCGUGUCAACUCUGAGGAUCACGGCUCCUUCAAGAUGAAGGACCAAUGUCCAAAACAAGACAAGGACAAGGCAGCGGGAAAUAAGUCAUCAGACUCUGUGGAGGAGGCAGAUAAAGACUUUAUUUUAAUAUAAGUAAGACAAAAAACUACAGAAAUCCGUUGACAAGACUGACAUGUUUUCCUUUAAAAAGCAACUAAGUGGGAAUCUUAAAGAUAUGUUUUCAUUUAUAUUACACAUCUAGUUUGGUUUGCAGGAAGACCUACUGAAAUAUAUCAGGUAAUACACAGUUUCAAAUUAAAAGUUUGGUAAUUAUGAUAAAACAAUUAUUAUUAACACUUGGGGGGGAUGUUCCAUCACAUGUCACCUAUUAAACCAAACUGUGCUAAUUCUCCUUAGAGCUUCCUUAUCUUUGCUUUCAGAUAAAAUCUCAUGUUUCUGAAAGAUAACGUUUUCAGGAUAUUAAGAAAUGUUUCCUAGGGGGACCGAGCAUAUACAACCAAUAAAUACUGAAACCUUUGUAAACCACUAAAAAAAAAAUAGAUGCUUCAGGAACCAGCAGACUUUAUGUGCAAAAGACAGACAUUGAAAGUGUUUAUUGAAAAUACUCAUGGUCUUUGACUAAUAAUGAAACAUGUUGUUGUUGUUGUUUUAGCUUGUCUCCCAGGGACCAGACACAUGUAACAACAUCACCAGGAUCACUGUUCUGUACUUGAACUCCAACAUACAACCAGACCAGGCCCCAAUGGCAUUUGUAUAGAUUUUUCUACAUGUUAUUUUUUCAGUAUGUGCAAGUUACUUGUUUCCGGACUUCAGAGGUGACUGAAUCCAUUAUGCAAUUCUUUGACAUUUAUUUUCCAGGAUAGUACAGGUUCAGCUGAGAAUCUCAGCCCAUCAUCAAUCAACAUAUACACUUGAUGUAGCUUGCCUAACAGAUAAUCUACAUGUCACUAAGAGGAGACUCACUGUUCUCUUCCCUGAAGGAUACUGUCUCUGUGUAGGAGAGUUGGAGUGACCAUAUGAAGUGUUGCUUUGAGAGGACUGUGGUACACUUUAACUUCACUAAAAACCAACCAAUAAGGCUCCAGCACUGUUAACUAACACUGUUCUCUGUGUUAAGACACUGGAAAAAAGUGUGUCUAGUAGACGCCUGUCAUUAAAGUGCAAUACAGAGUUCCAGCAUAAACAUGUCUGUAGUGGGGUUUUUUUGUCAAGUAAACAAAACCGAAUAGCUUAAUUGUUUUACUGGUACACUCACUUGAGACUUUUAAAGUGAACUGUGAGGUGUGCCAGUGUUUCUCACAGUCAUAGAAACUCUGAAUUGCUCUUAAAGACGGAUUGAUUCCUCACACGUACAUUACAUUCCCCUGGUGUGCUGAUGAUCCAAUGAAAACAAAGAUCUUAUUCAAAAAGAGGAACACAAAAAAACACUGACAUUUGCUUUCCAUUUCAGAAGCUAUUUUGUGUGAUCUUUGUGUAAAAGCGCGACACUGAGGGAACUCCAGCCUUCAAACACUGCCGACCUUGCUUUGCUCCUCAGCAACAAGUCUCAGGCAGACUCCUCUUAUCUUUGUCUUUUAAGUGCAAGAAAUGCCCUUUUCACACUGCUAGGUAGUCAACAAACAGAUCCCCAAAAUAACCAUAUGUGCAAAGCAUUCAUCUUAUCAUUAAUUGAGAAAAGCUUUAAGAAAUGGUAACUGAGAUGUGUGGCAACGUAUACAUCAAUGUGCAGUUUUGACUCUUAGCAUUGGAUUGUAACCUUUAAAUGAAAGUAAUGCAGUUAUAAUAAUGUUGGAUCGCAGGUUAGGACGGACAUUCAUUCACAUUUGUUUAACAUGCUGUUUGCAUGUCUUUUUUUAGUUACCUUCAUUACCCAAAAAAUAUCAGAAUUAUUCAAGUCGUAAUUAUAAAUAAGAAUCUUGGAUUUUUUCUGGUAUUAUACUUUAAAAACUAACAAACGUGGAUUCCUCUUGUCAAUUAAAUUGCUAUAGUGCUAUUUUACCAAUGCAGAGUAUAUUUAAACUUUUUACCAAAUCAACUUUGCCAUUAUGAUGUGAAUGCAGCAUUAUACCACUUUAACACAUAUUUGAAUCCAACUCAUGUUUAUUUUGAAAUGAAACACUGUGGAAUUACCUUUUUACUUUUUGACUAUCUAGUUGUUGUGUGGCAAACUGUGCUCCAGCAUUAAUACUGAACGUGCACCUGACAUCGUUUUUCAUUUGCAGUAUGAAAGGGGCACAACUUGUAUUUUGAGCCUAAAUAAAGUCAGGGCCAAAGGUCUUACUGGUGCACCUUUACCUAUGGUGUCUAUCGAUGUCUUUUUGUAGGAUUAUUAUGAUAACAUUCUGUUUCUUUGUCACUCAUUAUGGAUCGGGAAAUAACACUGUUACUGUUGUAAAUAGUUAUUAUAGUGUCUGAUGUCAACAACUGCUUCGAUUUAAGUCUGUCUCAAAAAUCAAUUUUAAUUUGAAAGAUGUUCCAGGACACAGGGGAGAAAAUAAAACUACUUUGCAGUAUGUACUAAAAUAACGUGAAAACCCUCUUCUCUCUGUUUGGGAUUUCAGAAGCAGCUGGCUGUGUUUCUGUCAAGUUUUGUGAAAGAUUGAUCUCUUCAAAUCAGAAAAAUGAGAAUCAGUUUCAUUUCUGUUGGUGCAUGGAGUGGAGAAAGUGAAAAGUAGCAUUGAGUCCAGACUCCUGAGUCUAUGUGUAUGACUGCAUGAUGUGAGUUGUACUGUUUGUAUAUAUGUGCUUUCAUACAUGUAGGAGUGUGUAUAUGUGUGUGUAAUAUACACACUGUGAUGCAUUCACACGCCUAUGUGAACACGGCAAAUCCUAUGUUGUUUUGCUACUAAGUACACUACUAUACUAGGGGUUUGUUUGUAACUUAUUUGGAAUAAACACAGUGGCCAUGUAUGUCUUGUUCCUUUGUUUUUCCUUUCACAUGUACAUUGUGUUGAUAAAUGUAGAAAUUAAUUAUGUGUAUGUAUUAAUUUGUUAUGACAUGUAAUCAAUUUAAUGUUUCUUUCUUUAUGAUUCAAAAAAUAAAUGAUGCAAAACAAUGACAGUUUUCCUUGAGCUGGAAAAAUAAAAUGCAAAUGACAUGUUUGCUAUUUAUCAGUCUGGAUAUGUUAUUUGUUCCAUCUUGUCACGGAUCAAUGUUUCAUUAAGUCAUUCUGCUGUUGUUGGACAUUUCUUCAUGCAAAUAAUAUUGAUUAAAAUAAUUUUACAAGCU